This is a messenger RNA of Aspergillus ibericus CBS 121593, 1323 nucleotides long. RefSeq names its product putative mitochondrial export translocase Oxa2. Gene Ontology annotation, molecular function: membrane insertase activity. Gene Ontology annotation, biological process: mitochondrial respiratory chain complex IV assembly; protein insertion into mitochondrial inner membrane from matrix. The transcript has a single exon. NCBI's taxonomy places the organism in Eukaryota, Fungi, Ascomycota, Eurotiomycetes, Eurotiales, Aspergillaceae. The coding region runs from base 110 to 1114 and encodes 334 amino acids. Gene Ontology annotation, cellular component: mitochondrial inner membrane. The record is from RefSeq and is a predicted model, not a curated record.
GCGAGCUUGAGGCAUUGACCUUUGUCCGAUCGUUUGAUCCUCUCUCCUUCUUGUAUAUAUCCUCUUUGUCAAUUGAUAGCCUCAGCCAGUCCUUCGGUUGCUCGUCAACAUGCGGGCCUUCCGACUGUCGCAUCCCGCACGCAAGUCGGCGGCUUUCCAGCAAGUCCGACAUUUCCAUCCAACCCGCCCAACGCCCUUCAUCAGCGAAGCCCUAGAACUCUCCUCCGCCUACCUCCAUACUGUUCACGACGUCACCCACCUACCAUGGGCUCUAUCCAUUCCCCUGAGCGCUCUGAUCGUCCGAACCACCGUGGCCAUGCCCCUACAAAUCUACAGCAAGCUCCAAGCCCAUCGCGAACGAGACACCAUCCCACUCCUCCUCGCAUGGCAGCAAGUUAUCAGAAAUGAGACUAUACCCGAACGCGACCGAGACUACCCCACUGUGGCACAAAAACAGGCCGCCAUUCGGGAGUCCGCCGCGAAACGACAAUAUCUAUUCCGUCGUGUGGGGAUCGGUCGGUUCUGGAGGCUGACGAACUUCUUGCAAGUCCCCAUCUGGAUCUCCGUCAUGGAAAGUCUCCGCGCCAUGUCGGGCAAUGACCGCGGUCUCGUGGCCUGGCUUCUAUCCUGGAUUCGACCCGAGUCCGCAGAGCUCGCGACUCCCCCAGCGAUCGAGCCCUCGUUCGCUACGGAGGGUGCCCUCUGGUUCCCGGAUCUCCUGGCGGGCGAUCCGACGGGAAUUCUGCCCCUCGCGCUCACCAUGUCGAUCUUAUUCAACGUGCAUAUGGGGUGGAAGACCAAGCCCCUCAGAAGUCUGGCCGAGUUGCCCAAGAUGGCCAUGUAUCGGGAGCUUUCGUUCCGGGGAUUACGGUUUUUCAUUCAGGUGCUGGCAUUGAAUGUGGGGCUGUCUUCCUUUGUGUCGGAGAUGCCCACCGCGUUGAUGAUCUACUGGAUUACGAGUACCAAUACCGCCACGCUGCAGACUUUUGUCCUGGAUCGGUUCCUGCUUCCGGUUAAGCCAUUCACCCCAUGGACGCCAAGAUUCAUGCUGUACAAGCCCGAAAAGAAGGCACCAUCGCCACCAUCACCACGAGUCCUACCCAAGAAGCAGUGAAGUGCAGAUCGGGCGAAUCACUGGAGUAGGUAAUUCCCGACAAUGGGCAACUACAUACGAAGCCAUGCUUACAGGGAACCAGCCCAUUGACGCGGGACUUGGUCAGCCGCGAGAUUCCAGGCGCGUCUUGGAUGGCAAUUAUUUGCCUGGCGCUGUAUGCAAUGUUGUAUCAGUAUCCCUCUGGACGUCCUAUGGAUGCAAUUAGCCCA